Molecule: messenger RNA, 1645 nt
Organism: Psylliodes chrysocephalus
Lineage: Eukaryota; Metazoa; Arthropoda; Insecta; Coleoptera; Chrysomelidae
Source: the annotation of a GenBank genome assembly
AUGCCACGCAAAGACAAAUUCGAGAACAACGGGUCUGCAAAUCGCCGGACGCACACUUACAUGUCCCCGGAGGACCAGGCGAGCGGGAAAAAGUCCUACUGGACAGAGUUGGAGAUAACAGGGACUAUUCGAAAUCUAAGCUCCAACCUGUUCCAGUUAACGCAUCUCACUGCGUUGUAUAUAAAGAACAAUCAGUUGUUGAGACUGCCACCAGACAUUUGUAAUUUAGUGAAUUUAAGGCAUCUCGACUUGAGCAACAAUAAGUUACGAUCACUGCCGGCUGAGCUGGGAGAGCUCAUACACCUCAGAGAGUUGAAUUUGGCAAACAACUGUCUUAGGAUAUUACCUUAUGAGCUCGGCAAACUUUUUAAUCUUCUCAGCCUCAAUCUCAGUGGAAAUCCCCUGAACAAGGAUAUCCUCUCAAUAUAUAGUGAACCAAAUGGUACAGCAAAGCUGCUGACGUUUAUGCUGGAUAAUUUACAAGUUACGACCCCUUCUCCGCCACCCCGGCCAUGGAUUCCUCUGGCAAGGCCGUCUACGAAUAGACCAACAUCUAUCUUCACUGUGAUGUGCUACAAUGUUCUAUGUGAUAAAUACGCUACUAGGCAGAUGUACAGUUAUUGUCCAAGUUGGGCUCUCAAUUGGGAUUACAGGAAAAAAGGCAUUCUCGAGGAAAUCAAACAUUACGGCGCCGACAUUAUCAAUCUCCAAGAAGUCGAAAUGGAGCAAUUUUACAAUUACUUCCUGCCGGAACUGAAGAUGGACGGCUACAACGGCAUCUAUUCGCCCAAAUCGCGAGCGAAGCACAUGGCGGAGAGCGAGAGAAAGUAUGUCGACGGAUGCGCUAUCUUUUAUAGGGUUUCCAAAUUUACAUUAGUAAAAGAACAUUUAGUAGAAUUCAACCAAUUAGCUAUGGCCAGUGCGGAUGGUUUGGAGCAUAUGUUGAACAGAGUAAUGCCCAAAGAUAAUAUAGGGUUAGCGGCCCUUUUACAAACAACAGAGGCAGCCUGGGAUAAUGCUCCACAAGACGCUCCUUUUCUCCAACAACCUCUCUUGGUGUGUACCGCCCAUAUUCAUUGGGAUCCAGAAUUUUGUGACGUCAAACUCAUCCAAACGAUGAUGCUCUCCAACGAACUGAAAACCAUCCUUGAAGAAUCUGUGAAGACGCUGAAAGCUCAUGACAUUAACACCGAUCCCAGCAACAUACAAUUAGUUUUGUGCGGAGACUUCAACUCUUUGCCGGAUUCCGGAGUCAUAGAAUUUUUGGGAACUGGGAAAGUGUCCCAAGACCACAAGGACUUUAAGGCGCUAGCUUAUAAAUCGUGUCUGGAGAAGGUACUCAGCUGUGAUAAACCGAACGAGUUUACACAUUCCUUUAAACUGGCUUCAGCUUACAAUGAUGAAAUAAUGCCAUUUACCAAUUACACAUUUGACUUCAAGGGCAUUAUUGACUACAUAUUCUACGCCAAACAAACAAUGACACCUCUGGGUUUAUUGGGUCCUCUCUCCCAGGAAUGGUUGCAACAGAACAAAGUUAUAGGUUGUCCGCAUCCUCACAUCUACUCUGACCAUUUCCCGUUGCUGGUCGAGCUGGAAAUGGUACCCACCAUUACAUCGGCAAUGAACGGGUUGAUUGGUCAUAGGU